Entrophospora sp. SA101 is the source of this 574-nucleotide messenger RNA. NCBI's taxonomy places the organism in Eukaryota, Fungi, Glomeromycota, Glomeromycetes, Entrophosporales, Entrophosporaceae. The record is from the annotation of a GenBank genome assembly.
AUGCUAGGUACACGAUUGGAUUAUAUACUUGUUAGUAAAGGAAUGGUAAAAUGGAUGAAAUCAUGUGAUGUUAAACAACAAAUAAUGGGCUCUGAUCAUUGUCCAGUUUCUUGCGAACUCUAUGAUGAAAUUGAGGAGAAUGGUAAAAAAAUUAGGCUUUCUGAUUUGAUUAGUUCUAACUCAUACAUUACACAAAACAAGCUAGAGGCACCAAAACUUUGUGCCAAAUAUCUGUCCAAAUUCUUUAAUCAGACUAAAUUACAAAGCUUUUUUAAUAAAUCAAAUAUGAAUAACGAUGAGAUUGCAAAUGUUAAGAUAAUUGAUAAUUCUAAUGUUAGUAGUUCUGUUGAAACCAUUCUUUUUGAAAAAGAAAAAAUUUCACAAGAAUUUCCCUCUAAACCAACUUCCAUGCUGAAAAAAACUUCAAUAAAGUCACUAAAUUGUAUUGCUAAAAAAACAAAUUCAACAAUUCCGAAUCAACCUACUCUUACAACAUUUUUUAAAGCUUCAUUAGAGAAAAAUGAUAAACCAAUUAAAAUAAUUGAUAUUGAAGAGAAUAUAGCCACUCCAAAAU